UCAAAUGAAUUCUUCUCACAGUUACGACGAAACAGAAUAUGAAAUCGAGACAGCCAAGCGGCAUUGCACUGGCGCGAAGUCCGUUGAUGGCUGUAAUUUGAAUCCUCGAGUUACUCAUCUUCUUAAGAGAGCGAAUCGUUUACAUCAUAAGCUAAAGAAACUUCAAAUGUGCCAGCUGUCGAGACAGGUAUCUGCUAGCUUGCAACUGCAGUCCCAGAAGAAAGAAAACAGGGAAUUUGACAGAUGGAUAGAAAAUGGCGCGUCUCUUCAAAUCGACUUCGAUUCGGAUGCAACGGACAGUGACUGUAGCAGUGAGUGCCUCAGUGAUUCUGACUUCGUAUUAAGCGACCUGAGGGCAAAUGCUUUGAAGGCUGCUGAUUCUGUUGCCAACGGUAUGCAAAAUGGAGUGAGGAACGACGAAAGAAGUGCUGAAAAAGAGAAAGUCGAGAAAGUGUUUGCUGAGAAGACAGGCAAUGUUUGGGCCAAAUGGCAAUGGCUCCUCUUUCAGGUGCAUAGCCUCGAGUUCAAGAUAUUACAAACUAAUGAGCUGCUACGUCGUAUCCGCAAAGAGGAGCCGAGAGCUGAAGUGGAGCAGCCGCCUCUGCUUCUGUCGCCAGACGGGACCACAGAUCGCACUGAGAGCGCUGCCAGAGUGCGGGCUGUUGUUGGGGUGAAACGCAAACGAAUGGGAUGCACUCUUAGCAUUACUGCACAGUCUCACAAUACACUGCAACCUGUCCCAGUUCCCUGUGCGUGUGCGCCCAACACAUGUUGCAUUGUGUGUGGAGGCCCUGGUACUUUGUACGUGGCUGAGCCGGACAGAAGUCUACAUACUGUGGAUGAAAGAGUAGCUAUGUUGUUCCCACGACAACAUCACGUGUUGGGAAGGGGCAAAAGACCGCUGUCCGCGCAAUAUGGCAGACUCAUCAAAGACAAGAAAUGCUCGAGUUUUCAUACAACUCAAAGUAUCCAAAAUUCUCUUCAUAAUCAAAACGCCGCCAAGAAAAAUAUGCAACAGCCGCACAACCAGAAAGUAUCUGAUAAAUAUUGCUUGGGUGGAGUAAAAAUUGGCGAAAAGGGUAAGAGUUCUGAGUUAGUGACUGGAAAAGAGAAAGCUAAAGUAAAGACGCCAACAGGAGGAAGUAGCAACCAUCUGCAGAUGUUGCUUCAGUCGAAGAAAAGGAGCAGACAGGCAAUGAAAAAUAAAAGCAGUGGUUUUAAAAAGGAACACAAUGUCAAGUCUAACGAGAAGCCAGACGCAAGUGGUGUUAGCUGUGUGGAAGUUAAGAAAUCGGCUGCUAAUGGCCAAGUGACAGCAGCAGCCGAAUGGGGAUUGAGUGAGAAUGAAAAAGACAGGCCCUACAUGCCAGACCUAAGUGAGUCAUCAUCCUCAUCUGGCUCAGAAUCCGAUUCCAGCUCAGAAAACGAAGCCAGUGGAGCCAGGACUUGGAACCCUUCGCCUUCCAAGGUACAAAAAUUACAACAACAGCAAAAUAAGAAGCAGUUCAAGCAAAAAGAUAAGGAAAGAGUCAAAGAACGAAAAGGAUCCGGGACAAGUAUUGAGUCAGGCAAUUCAGAAAGAAAAGUUGUCGCGGCAAUUGCGACGUCACAAUUAAGCAAACAAUCGACGUGCUCGAGCUCAGAGACACCUUCGAUGUCAUCGGCAAAGAAGACCUCGGGACAAACGGGAUCAGUGAACUGCGACUCCUCGGAUGCACGAGAAGAAAUUGUGAUUCCUUUGUCGAACUCGCUUCCUCUUUUCGAACCGGUGAUGUACAAGACGAUCGAGACUCCGCAGUGGAGGACUAAGUGGUUUGAACCCCUGCCUCAGAAAAUGGCGGGGCUAGAAGACAUGAGUGCUCCACACUACGCUCAGAUGCAUUCCAGGUACGAACAAGAAGAAAGGGUGAAGAUAGCUGGUCUGCAGCAGAGCAAAGCGAACAACGCUGAUCAACCUUCGUCUUCCUCUGCAGUCGUGCUCGGAACAUUCAGCUCUGCUGCGAGAAGAGGAGGAGGAGGAGAUAAGGACAACAGAAGGGAGGAAGAGGAGGAGUUUUCGAGUUUUGAGAGGAGAGAUUUUCCCCUGACUCAGAGGCAGCUGUUGGAUGUGAACAAGACCAUGAACACCAGACACAGCCAAGACUUCUUCGAAGUGUUAUGAAAGCAAGACCUGGAGACAACCAAUUGGUACCUAAAAGAAUGGACUCAUCCGGCAGAUUGGCUGUGUUGUUAUGUCAUUUAAAACACCAGGAAUGACAGGAAGCGAAUGUUUGAAUGUCGGAAUGGAAGGAAUAAUGAAGAGUAAAUGAAAGGAGAACAACUAUCUUUUUAUCUUUUUAAUCAUUAUGCGCGUGGCUUUUCAGCUUGAUUGUAAACGUGAUGAGGUUUUCAGGUGAAUUCAUUUGUCCUGCUCUU
Molecule: messenger RNA, 2415 nt
Organism: Symsagittifera roscoffensis
Lineage: Eukaryota; Metazoa; Xenacoelomorpha; Acoela; Convolutidae
Cellular component (GO): NSL complex
Molecular function (GO): histone acetyltransferase binding
Source: RefSeq, a predicted model, not a curated record